AUGAAAUUCUGCAUUGAAACGCCCAGGAGUGUCCAUUCACUGCUCCCGACUGAAAGUUGCACCGGAGUUGUGAACCUUUCGAAGCGCUGUGUACCGUUCGCGGGCGGCCCGCAAUCGAUUCCCCGAGGCCGGGAACCACCGUGGGGCAACACUAGCCUUCGCGGCGGGAGCGCGGCGUCAAGCGGCGACGGAGCGCCCGGCUCGGCGGUGGCGUCGGCGAGCGGCCGCGGCGGCGCCUCCACGGUACUGCGGCACGCGUUCUACCGCGCCGCCCCGCACCACGACGCAUCCCCCACCCCGCCCCGGGACCCGCGCACCCUGCCGCACCGCCGCCCGCACGCACGCCGCAUUCUUGCGUUCCGCUCGCCCUCAGGCGCGGAAACAAUCCGCACAAAGAGCUUAGGCCUCCGGAGGCGAUCCCACACACCACGUGUUGCUGCCGCGUCGCAUUGGACGCAGCUCGCAUGGUCCCCAUCGGAGAGC
This is a messenger RNA of Iphiclides podalirius (scarce swallowtail), 483 nucleotides long. Lineage: Eukaryota; Metazoa; Arthropoda; Insecta; Lepidoptera; Papilionidae. The record is from the annotation of a GenBank genome assembly.